AUGAUCUGCGCGUGCUGUUUGACCUCCGAAGAUUCUUCGGAAGACUCGUAUACCGAGACAGCACCCGCCACUAGUAUUGAAAUUGACGAGAGAACCAAAGAAGGAUCAGAAUACGAAGAGUUAGCGAUGGUGUUCUGCUCUCGUGGUGAAUACGCUGAAGCUAGAGAAUAUUUCGAAAAAGCUCUUGCGAUCAAAAUUGAAAUCGGCGACUCAGAAAGUACAGCUAUGUACUACGUAAAUUUAGGAACUGUGUGCAGGUUCAUUGGAGAAUACGCCGAGGCUAAAGAAUAUUACGAAAAAGCUCUUUCCAUCGCAACUGAAAUUGGCGACAAAGAAGUAGAAGCAUUAUGUUAUCGAAACUUGGGAACUGUGUGUUUUUUCCUUCAUAAAUGUGUCGAGGCUAAAGAACACACUGAAAAAGCGCUUGCGAUUAGAAUUGAAAUUGGCGAUAGAUCGGGUGAAUCAGCAGAUUACUCAAACUUAGGAAUGAUCCAUAAGUCGCUUGAAGAAUAUGUCAGAGCUAAAGUAUGUCUCCAAAAAGCACUUGAAAUCAAAAUUGAAAUUGGCGACCGGAAAGGAGAAGCAACAGAUUGCGGAAAUCUUGGUACUGUGUUCAGCUCACUUGGCGACCAAGUCAAAGCUCAGGAGUACUUUCAGAAAGCACUCGCCAUUGUGGUUGAAGUUGGGGACGAAUCAGGAGAAGCAACAGUUUGCGAAAACUUAAGUGCGGUGUUAUAUUUGCUCAGUGAAUACGCCAAGGCGAAGAAAUAUCAAGAAAAAGCACUUGGGAUCAGAAUCAAAAUCGGCGACAGAGAAGGUGAAGCGAGGAAUUACGGAACCCUUGGAAUUGUGUGUAGGUCGCUUGGUGAACUCACAAAGGCUAAAGAUUAUCUCGUAAAAGCAAUUGCCAUCAGGGUUGAAACUGGCGAUAGGAGAGGAGAAGCAACAGAUUACGCAAACUUAGCAACGGUGGCUUGGUCGCUCGGCGAAUACGAUAAAGCUAAAGAAAACAUCGAACAAGCACUUGUGAUCAGUACUGAAAUCGGCGACAGAGAAGGGGAGUCAUCAUAUUACGUAUUCUUAGGAACUGCAUGUCGGUCGCGCGGUGAAUACAUCAGCGCUAAAGAAUUUUUCGAGAAAGGGCUUGCCCUAAGCAGGGAAAUUGGAGACAAAAAAGGGGAAGCAACAAAUAGUGGAAACUUAGGAGAUGUAUUUUUUUGGUUAGGUGAAUACGUCAAGGCUAAAGAAUAUCUAGAAAAAUCCCUAGUGAUCAGAAUUGAAACUGGUGACAAAACAGGUGAAGCAUCAGAUUGUGGAAACCUAGGAACGGUGUUUUGGUGGCUGAAGGAUUACGUCAAGGCUAAAGAUUAUCUUUUAAAAUCAGUUGCCAUCAGAAUUGAAACUGGCGACAGAAGAGGAGAAGCAUCAGAUAACAGAAAGUUAGGAACUGUAUGUAGGUCGCUUGGUGAGUACGUCGAGGCUAAAGAAUUUCACGAAAAAGCCCUUUCUAUUAGAACUGAAAUUGGCGACAGAAAUGAAAAGGCAUCUGACUUCAGUGGUAUUGCGGGUGCGUCAAGUAGACACUUUGAGGCCGAAGAAUAUUGCGACAAGCCGCUUGCGAUUAAAACUGAAACUAAUGGCAGAGGCGAAGAAGCAUCAGAUUACGAAAGCUUAGGAAAUUUGAAUUGCUUGCUAAGUGAAUUUGCCAAGGCUGAAGAAUGUUUCGAAAAAGCCAUUGCGAUCAGAGUUGAAAUCGGUGACAGAGAAGGAGAAGCGUCAAAUUACGGUAACUUAGGAACUGUCUUUGAGACGCUUGGUAACUACGUCAAGGCUAAAGAAUAUCAAGAAAAAGCACUUGCUGUCAUGAUUGAAAUCGGCGACAAAUCAGGCGAAGCAACAGCCUACGGAAAUUUGGCAACAGUGUUGUGGUCAAUAAGUGACUACAAAAUGGCUAAAGAAUAUCAAGAAAAAGCGCUUGCAAUCAGAAUUGAAAUUGUGAAAGCACAGGAAUAUCUACAAAAAGCUGUUUCCCUAAGAAUUGAAAUCGGUGACAGAGAAGGAGAAGCAACAGAUUACGGAAAUUUAGGAACUAUGUUUCAAUUUCUUGGUGAAUACGACAAGGCUAAAGAGUGCAUGGAAAGAGCACUGGCCAUUAAAAUCGAAAUCAGCGACAGAGCAGGCCAAGGGAUAGAUUACGGAAACUUAGCAACGGUGUACACCUCUCUUGGCGACUACGUCAAAGCACGAGAAUAUCUCCAAAAAGCCCUUGCGAUCAGAAUUGAAAUUGGCGACAGAAAAGGAGAAGCAUCAGAUUACGGAAACUUAGGAACUGUGUUUCAUUCGCUCGGUGAAUACGCGGAGGCGAAAGAAUAUAUAGACAAAGCACUUGCGAUUAAAACUAACAUUGGCGACAGGAGAGGAGAAGCAUCAGAUUACGGAAACCUAGGAAAGGUCUAUAUCUCUCUUGGCGACUACGUCAAAGCACGAGAAUAUCUCCAAAAAGCCCUUGCGAUCAGAAUUGAAAUUGGCGACAGAAAAGGAGAAGCAUCAGACUACGGAAACUUAGGAACUGUGUUUCAUUCGCUCGGUGAAUACGUGAAGGCGCAAAGAUAUUUAAACAAAGCACUUGCAAUCAGAACUGAUAUUGGAGACAGGAGAGGAGAAGCAUCAGAUUACGAAAACUUAGGAACCGUGUUUAACUCGCUUGGUGAUUACGCUAAAGCUAAAGAGUAUUUCCAAAAAGCACUUGCCAUCACAAUUGAAAUUGGAGACAGAUCAGGUGAAGCAACGAGUUACGGAAACCUUGGAACCUUAUUUAACUCGCUCGCUGACAACUUCAAGGCUAAAGAAUAUAUCCAAAAAGCAAUCGCCAUGAAACUUGAAAUUGGUGACAGAUCAGGUGUAGCAGCAAGUUACGGAAACUUAGCAGUCAUGUUUAGCUCGCUCGGUCAGUACGUCAAGGCUAUAGAAUAUCAAGAAAAAGCACUUGCCAUCAGAAUUGAAAUCGGCGACAGAAAUGGAGAAGCGUUUUCUUACGGAAACUUAGGAACUGUGUUUAGCUCACUUGGAGAACACACCAAGGCCAAAGAAUAUCACGAAAAGGCACUUGCCAUCAGAACUAAAAUUGGCCACAGAGCAGGUGAAGCAACAGAUUACGGAAACUUAGGAACAGUGUUUCACUCGCUCGGGGAAUACGUUAAGGCCAUAGAAUAUCAAGAGAAAGCACUUGCCAUCAGAAGUGAAAUUGGCGACAGGAAAGGAGAGGCAUUUUGUUACGGAAACUUGGGAACUGUGUACCACUCGCUUGGCGACAUACUCAAAGCACAAGAUUAUUGCAAGAAUGCGCUCGCCAUCAGAAUUGAAAUUGGUGACAGAGAAGGGCAAACAGCAGAUUAUAUAAAUCUAGGAAACAUUUUUAGAUCGCUCGGUGAUUUUAAAGUUUCGGAAGAAUAUUCGCUUCUUUCUCUCCAUCAAUGUAUUGAAAAAUAUGAAAUGUUGCGUGGGCAUCUUGGAAUGAAUGAUCAGCUUAAAACAUCGAUUUUGGAGGUUAGUGGUGCAAUUCCUUACGCGAUGUUCAGCGUGUUGCUUUCAGUCAACGGAAAUCCUCGCGAUGCGCUUUAUGUUGAAGAGCUGGGGCGAGCGAGAGGCCUGGCAGAAUUGAUGGCAGAAAAGUACUCUGUUGAAACGCACACGUCCGCUGAUCGACAGUCGUGGUCUGGAAUUGAAAACAUUAUGAGAGAAGAAACAAACUGUGCCUGUCUGUACAUUUCCUAUUUUCAAAAUUUUGUGCAUCUGUGGGUCUUGAAAGCAAGUGGAGCCAUUCAUUUCAAAAGAGUAUCAGCCGACAAGGUCUUUCUUCAGUUGGGAUUUGCCGCAGGCUUGACUGUCAGUCAAUUUUUAGUUAAUUCGAGUUUCAGACAGAUUGGUGUUUUGCCAGCUAAAGAUUGCGAAGAUCGAUCUUUGAAUGUCGGUGAGCCACAAUCAAUUUCAUUUAAGCAAGAGAACUCCACAGCAUUACGACUUAUGGAGGAAGAGGACGAAAAUUUCACAGAAGAAAAUACCAGUUUGUCAUUAUGCUACAAAAUCUUUGUCGCCCCAGUGGUUGACUUACUCGAGGAGCCUGAAGUCAUCAUUGUACCUCACAGAAGCUUAUACAAAGUUCCAUUUGCUGCCCUGAGUGUAGAGGGAACAUUUCUGUCGGAAACUCAUAGAAUCCGUACAAUUCCCUCAUUGACGACACUGAAACUAAUUCAAGACAGUCCGGUGCACUAUCAUAGUCAGACUAAUGCACUGAUUGUGGGUGAUCCCAAAGUUGGCUGGGUCAUGUUCAAGGGAGGUAUUCAGUACAUCACCUCAUUACCUAAUGCAAGGAAAGAAGCAGAGAUGAUUGGACGACUGAUGGGCGUAAAGCCUUUAUUAGGAGAGCAAGCGACGAAGCAGGCGGUAAUCGAGAAGAUAACAUCAGUGAGCCUAAUACAUUUUGCUGCACAUGGCGAUGCUGAAAGAGGAGAAAUCGCCCUUUCCCCAAUUCGUACUCCUGACAGCCCUGAUAUCACCCCACAAGAAGAAGAUUACCUGUUAACGAUGGCUGAGAUAUCACAAGUUAAAGUUAGAGCUAAACUGGUUGUACUCAGUUGCUGUCACAGUGGAAGUGGACAGAUCAAAGCCGAGGGAAUAAUCGGAAUUGCUCGGGCGUUCUUAGGAUCCGGUGCUCGGUCGGUGUUGGUUGCAUUAUGGGCCAUAUCAGACACAGCAACAGAACAGCUCAUGAAUCGUUUCUAUGAACAUCUUGCUCGUGGAGAUAGCGCCAGUGAAUGUCUUUACCAGGCCAUGAAGUGGAUGAGAAACAACGGCUAUACCAAUGUCUCUGAUUGGGCUCCAUUCAUAUUGAUUGGAGAUGACAUCAUGUUUGAUUUUGGAAAAUUAAGCUUGGAAAAGUAA
Messenger RNA from Pocillopora verrucosa, 4941 nucleotides. NCBI's taxonomy places the organism in Eukaryota, Metazoa, Cnidaria, Anthozoa, Scleractinia, Pocilloporidae. The record is from RefSeq and is a predicted model, not a curated record.